CUUCUUGUAGACGCGCGCAAAUUGAUUCAGGAAGUGCAUUUUUAUUAUUCUGUCGUGUUGUCGUCAGAGUAGGAAUAUAUACACCGAUAUGUUUCUUCGUUAAUAAGGGUCACAUUUCAUUUGAAUAUGUCGGCCGGUUCCGAAUCUAUACAUGUAUCAUCACUUGGAAGGGGUGACAGCUUGCAUCAGCAGGUUCUCGCCUCCUUCCCUCUGUGUGACAUGACAGAGGAGGAUCUGAUCCAGAACCCUCAGUUCUGUAAACUCCUGGCCACCUUGGCACAACAUGUGGACCAAACUGGACUCACUGUCCCGUUGAAAACAGAGCUGGACAAGGUUGAGCAGAAGCUACAGAGCCAGAGACGUUACUGGCUGCGCUCAGAGAGCCUCUACAGAGGGCUGCAGGAGAUGAUCCAGGACCACUGUGUCAGGAAAUGCCAUGGCACUGUCCCACCUGACCAGAACAUGUUCUGUGAGACAAUGGAGAAGUGUCUGCUGGUAGCUCAGUGCCUCAGACAGCUGGAUGACAGUAGCAGUAACGACCAGGACCAGCCCUCUGUUCUCGGCCUGAAACCACAACAGGUGAUGGAGCUCCUGCCAUCAGAGAAGAGUGUGCAAAGAAUGAAACAGAGUCUUCCCAGAGAGCUGGAGAAACAUCUGAAGAAAAAGUGUCUCAGCCUCCUGUCAUACUAUCAGCCUGAAUGGGAGAAUGAGAGUGAGGGUCUGAAGAACAGCAAGUUGUCUCAUUUGUCAGCUCAGCUGGAGGGAGAGAAGAAAAGAACAGAGAGUCUUAAGGAGACCUGCAGGGAAAACACAGUACUCUUGCAAAGACAUACUCAACUCUACCUGUCUGAGUUGAUUAAGUGCAUUCAGCUUCUCCAGUCUCUCAUCUUGGACCACAGGCUGAAGAUCCAGACAGAUUUGGACAGGAAGAAGCUGGACUACCUGGAAGGCAAAUGUGAAUUAGUCUCACAGAAGAUAAAGACCGAGAUGGUGGAAAUUCAGCUGGACACCUACACAAGUGACACAAUAUCUGCUCAUAGAAAGAUAAGAGAGAAGCUGGAGUCUGAGUUGAAGGCCUGUCGGCUCGAGAAGCAGUCUGUGGAGUUAAAACUGGCUUCUUUUGAGAUCUUGGGCAAAGAGUUUGAGGCCCUGGCUGAGGAGUACUGCAGAUUACGACAGGAGAUAGAAAUGAAAAACUGGGCUCUGAAGGAGUUCACCCAGCACAGUGACAAGUGAAGAUCAUAUCUGAUGCUGGUAGAACAGAUUGCCACUCUCUUUCAUAGUGUGUCAUUGUUUACAAUGAGAUGCCGGCUUUUGGACACUUGACACAGAAACUGUGCAUACUUUUGGCCUUUAGUAACUGUGUAGCAUGGGCUGACUACAGGCUCUCAUAACUCUUAAUUGAAAAAUAUUUAAUUAUCUUCAAUAAAUUGAGUCAAAUGCA
Messenger RNA from Monopterus albus (swamp eel), 1444 nucleotides. It is a transcript of the gene haus4, whose product is annotated as HAUS augmin-like complex, subunit 4. Gene Ontology annotation, molecular function: microtubule minus-end binding. Gene Ontology annotation, cellular component: HAUS complex. The coding region runs from base 127 to 1236 and encodes 369 amino acids. Lineage: Eukaryota; Metazoa; Chordata; Actinopteri; Synbranchiformes; Synbranchidae. Gene Ontology annotation, biological process: spindle assembly; centrosome cycle. The transcript is spliced from 9 exons. The record is from RefSeq and is a predicted model, not a curated record.